Aureobasidium subglaciale EXF-2481 is the source of this 543-nucleotide messenger RNA. RefSeq lists its product as uncharacterized. The transcript has a single exon. Lineage: Eukaryota; Fungi; Ascomycota; Dothideomycetes; Dothideales; Saccotheciaceae. The coding region runs from base 1 to 543 and encodes 180 amino acids. The record is from RefSeq and is a predicted model, not a curated record. Gene Ontology annotation, molecular function: acyltransferase activity, transferring groups other than amino-acyl groups.
AUGGCGAUAUCCAACACAACACCCAUCAGCAUUCGCAAGGCGACGCUCCAUGAUGCCAAAGCAUUAGCCGAAUUAGGCACACACGUCUGGACCCAAACAUUUGGCCACACCGUCUCACCAGCCGAUCUCCAAAAAUACCUCAACGCGUCCUACUCAACCUCAGCUAUGGAAGCUGAUAUCACAAAUCCUCUCAAAGAACUCAUAGUCGCCACUUCUACCACGAACGAUAUCAUUGGCUUUACCUUGAUGACGAAGGGAAGCACCGAGCCCUGUUUGGCUUCAUAUUCCAAUCAUGUGGAGUUGCAGAGAAUCUAUGUACAUCCGGAUUAUCAUGGUACUGGUGUUGGUAAGCUUCUAGCAGUCGAGCUAGAGGCGUUGGCAAGGAAGGAAGGGUUUGAGCAUAUGUGGUUGGGUGUGUGGGAAGAGAACGCGAGGGCACUGGGCCUGUAUGGGAAGCUUGGGUUCAAGGAAGUCGGCAAGAAGAAGUUUUUGGUAGGAGACCAGGUUGAUACUGAUUUGGUCAUGGUCAAGGCGGUACAGUGA